UGAGAGGUAAUAGUGUUGUUCUCCUUAGUUUUAUGAUUUCUAAUUUAUUCUUAUAACAGACAUGUGCCAUUAAGCAUGCUACAAGAGAAAAUUAUAAUAUCAAAUAUAUUCAUUUCCUUCAAAGUAUAACGAUGAAGAGCCAUUGGAGGAUGUUAAAAAUAAGCAGUUGCUUGUUUAUAUGGACAUAAUUGAUUUCCUGAAGCCGAAAUAUGUACUAAUGGAGAAUGUUGUUGACCUUUUGAAAUUUUAUGGUGGGUUUUUGGGCCGUUAUGCCAUAGGGCUUCUUGUGGCCAUGAAUUAUCAAGCUAAAAUGGGAAUGAUUGAUGCGGGGGAGUAUGGCCUUCCUCAAUUCAGGAUGUUGUUUUUCUCUGGGGAGCUCUUCAUAAUGAAAAACUGCAUGCUUAUCCGUUACCGAUUCAUGAUGUGGUGUCAAGAUCGGUUGUGCCCACUGAGUUUGAAGAAAUUACAGUUGCUUAUCCCCCUGAAGAAAAGCAUCAGCUGGCUGAUGCAAUUUUACUUAAAGACGCAAUAGAAGAUCUUCCUGCAGUAUGUUUAUUUUACUCCCAAGUACAUUGUUAAUUUUUUUAUUUCCAACGUUUAUUAAUGCAUGCCAUAACCUCCUAUUCAAUUACUCCUUAACCA
Molecule: messenger RNA, 642 nt
Organism: Lathyrus oleraceus (garden pea)
Lineage: Eukaryota; Viridiplantae; Streptophyta; Magnoliopsida; Fabales; Fabaceae
Product: DNA (cytosine-5)-methyltransferase CMT3-like
Exons: 3
Coding region: 179-532 (117 amino acids)
Biological process (GO): negative regulation of gene expression via chromosomal CpG island methylation
Cellular component (GO): nucleus
Molecular function (GO): DNA (cytosine-5-)-methyltransferase activity; DNA binding
Source: RefSeq, a predicted model, not a curated record